Messenger RNA from Ceutorhynchus assimilis (cabbage seed weevil), 678 nucleotides. The record is from the annotation of a GenBank genome assembly. NCBI's taxonomy places the organism in Eukaryota, Metazoa, Arthropoda, Insecta, Coleoptera, Curculionidae.
AUGAAGGUAUUGCAAACUCCACUCCUGGUCAGACUGUUAAUUACUCUGAACCCAAGCCAGGAUCAUCCCAUCAAAUUGAACCAAUGCCAAGGCCUUCCGAUAACAUCGAACAAAUUCCAGGGCCUUCCCAUCAAAUUAAACCAAUUCCAGGGCCUUUACAUCAAAUUUAAUCAAUUCCAGGGCCUUCGCAUCAAAUUGAACCAAUUCCAGGGCCUUCCAACACACCAACUUCUUUCUAAGAGAUUUUGGAGAAAAACAAUUUGUACCGGCACAGAAAUUUUCACAACCGAAGAUUAUUUUAAACGCAAAGAGAAGGAGGAAGAAGAAAGAAGACUACUGAAGGAAAAAAGUAGUGAGUCAUCUUCAAAUACAUCUUUGGAAAAAGAAUUAGAGGUAAACUAUGUUGACGAAGAGUGCGAUCUGAUUGACGAUGAGUUUCCAUCUUUAGAAGAUGAAGAACGUUUAGAUGAAAACAGAAAACAAAAAUUGGAGGAAAUCGAAGAAGAACCAGGGCUACGUGAAAAAAAUACAUCACAAGAGAUACAAACAGAAAAUGUAAUGGAAGACGAAAUAGAUUACAAUCACAUGGAUGUAGAGAUCUCUGAUCUUGUUAUUUGCAAUUUUAUUUAUAAUAAAGGAACAAAAAAAGAAACACAAAAAGAAUUUGUAUGUAAAUAA